AUGGCUGCCCAGGAUGAACUCAAUCAACUGGAACGUGUGUUCCUUCGCCUGGGCCAUGCAGAGACAGAUGAACAGCUACAGGACAUUAUCUCCAAGUUCCUACCCCCUGUGCUUCUCAAACUCUCCAGCGUUCAGGAGGGUGUGCGAAAGAAAGUCAUGGAGUUGUUGGUCCACCUGAACAAGAGGAUAAAAAGCAGACCUAAGAUUCAGCUACCAGUGGAAACUUUGCUGGUGCAGUACCAAGACCCUGCAGCUGCUUCCUUUGUUACAAAUUUCACCAUCAUCUACAUCAAAAUGGGCUACCCACGUCUGGAGGUGGGAAAACAGUGUGAGCUGGCCCCCACCCUUCUCACUGCCAUGGAAGGCAAGCCCCAGCCACAGCAGGACAGCCUGAUGCACCUGCUGAUCCCUACUCUUUACCAUAUGAAGUAUCCUGCAGACACCUCCAAGAAUGCUUGUCCAUUUAACCUAACUGAGAGGCCAAAGACAGUGCAGCUCCUGCUGGAGUUCAUGUUAGAUGUUUUACUGAUGCCUUACGGGUUUGUGCUGAACGAAUCCCCGACUCGCCCUGCUCCUUCCUCCUCCCAGGGAAGUUCUGCAGAGGGGACAGUGGCUGCAGGUGGCCAGGGUCUCCCCCAGCCUCCCCCAGGGAUGAGUGUCUAUGCUGCCAAGAGGGUGAUUGGAGAGGCCCAGUGGAGUGCUGAGCAGCUAGAGCAGUGUAAGCUGGGCAUAGUGAAGUUCAUCGAGGCAAAGCAAGUCCCAGAGGUGGAGACCGUGGUGCACCUGGUGGUGGCGUCGAGUGACACCCGACACAGUGUGGCCACCGCAGCUGAUCUGGAGCUGAAGAGCAAACAGAGCAUCAUCGACUGGAACAAUCCUCUAAUUAUCAACAAGAUGUACAAGGUGUAUCUGGGGGAUGUUCCUCUUAAAACAAAGGGUGGCAAUAUGAAGCAAGAGCUGAAACACGAGCCAGUGAGCACAAGAGUCAAACUGAAGAUCCUGCCACAUCUUCUGCGGUCACGUCUAGCUGCAGAGUGCUUUCCAGCCAAUAUCCAGGUUGUCUAUGAUGGUCUGUUUGGAGCAAACACCAACAACAAACUGCUGUCUCUCACCUUGCAGUUUGUCCAUCACAUCUGCAUGGUAUGUCCUGACACUAAUAAACCUUUGGGACUAAUGCUGCUUAAUGGUCUUACCAAGCUCAUCAAUGAAUACAAGGAGGAUCCGAAGUUGCUAUGUGUUGCCUACUCUGCUGUUGGAAAGCUGUCAAGCCGCAUGCCACAGCUGUUCACAAAGGAUAUUGCACUCGUACAGCAGUUUUUUGAGUCCAUGUGUAAGGAGGAACCUGAUGUCCGCCUUGCCAUCCAGGAAGCUUUGUCUAUGAUGGUUGGAGCUUAUGCCAACCUACAGGGGGCACUGCUGAACCUGAUGGAAGCCCUGGUGGCUGCAUACAUUGGAAAGCCGGAGGUGCAAGUUCGCCAGGUGGCCAUGAAGUUUGCCAGCACAGUGUUUGCUCCGGAUCACGUGCCAUCAAGAUACUUGCUGCUAUUGGCAGCUGGAGACCCGAGGGAGGAGGUGUCUGCGGAGGCCCAGAGGGUGCUGAGAGCUUUUCCUACCAAGAUCUCUGAGAAGGAGGGACCAAAGCCAAUGCCAUCCUUUCCUGACAUGGUGGCCUAUGUCCAGGAGAAGGCGGCUCAGAGGAUCAAGACUCCAGCUAAGUACAUCGUUGGAACUUCUACUAUUCCUUUCAACCCAUCUGCAUUUGGGGAGAUUGUGCUCUACCUGAGGAUGUGUUUAGCCUACAGCGCCGGGGCCACGCCCAUGUCCAUACGUCUGCCAGACAUGCAGGAUGAUGCACCAGCCAUUGGCCGCUAUGUCCACACACUGCUGUCAUCUGAGCAUCAACCUCCAGUGUCAAAGGGUUCCGAGGCAAACCCUGUUCAUGUCUACAUGGACCUGCUGCAGCAGCUGCUGUCGGCUGUAGGGGGAAUCCCAGUUAUGUACUGUCUGCUGGAGAUGGUGUCUGUCUGCCCAGAGAAACUGGCUCCCAGAUUUGUUGAUAAAAUUGACUGGAUCAAAAGUCUGAUGAACACAAAUAAGGAGGACAUGAGGGAGCUUGCAGCCCAGUUGUAUGCGUUGGUGAUUUCCACCAUGACUGGCAACGAGCUGCAGAUGGCUGUGCACAACCUGGUCAAAAUCACCAAAGACAAUCAUAGUCCUGAGACUCAGCAUGGCGCCAUCUUGGCUCUUGGCUAUAUGGUGGGAAGGUACAUGAGUAGGAAGAAGGCUGUCACCUCCAGGGACUCUACGCAUGACAUGGGGCAGCCAAUGAACAUCACCUCCGAAGGUGAUGAUGAACUUGUUGCCAUGGCCACCAAGACGAUUGGUUCCUUCCUGGACAGCAGUAGUGCACUGCUGGCUGUAGCAGCGUGCACCGCUCUGGGAGAAAUUGGGCGGAACGGCACCCUGCUAAUCCCCGCAGAGGGAGAGGGCUUCACCAAACUGUCAACCGUGGAAAACCUGCUGGCUCGUAUCCCCUCUGGCAAGGAAAGCACAAAGAUGAAGGAGCGAUCAAUCCAGACCUUGGGUUACCUUCCUGUGGGUGAUGGAGACUUCCCUCAUCAGAAGAAGCUGCUGCAGGGCCUAAUGGACUCUGUAGAGGCCAAGCAGGUGGAGCUGCAGUUUACAGUUGGAGAGGCUAUAACCAGUGCUGCAAUAGGCACCAGCUCUGGAGCUGCCAGAGAUCCAUGGACCUGCACUGAGGACCAGUACAGCCCGCCACACAAUAUGAAAAACAAUGACGUAGUUCUGUGGGUCCUUAACUCCAUCCUGUCCAAGUAUAUACCCAGCCAGAACCCCCAUGUCCGACAGGCAGCCUGCAUAUGGCUGCUCUCCCUGGUCAAGAAACUUAGUCAACACAAGGAAAUCACGUCCCAUUUGAAGGAGAUUCAGGUGGCGUUCAUCUCUGUUCUCUCAGACCCUGAUGAGUUGAGUCAGGAUGUAGCGUCUAAAGGCCUGGGACUUGUGUAUGAGAUGGGAGGAGAGGGUGACCAACAGAAACUGGUGUCCACCCUGGUGGAAACACUCAUGACUGGCAAAAGAGUAAAACAUGCUGUUUCAGAAGAUACAGAGGUGUUCCAGGGAGAAGGUCUGGGUAAAACACCUGAUGGUCACGGCCUGACCACAUACAAGGAGCUCUGCUCAUUGGCUAGCGACCUGAACCAACCAGAUCUGGUCUACAAGUUCAUGAACUUGGCCAAUCAUCAUGCUAUGUGGAACUCCCGCAAGGGAGCAGCUUUUGGUUUCCACAUGAUCGCAGCCAAGGCCGGUGAGCAGCUGGCUCCAUUCCUGCCCCAGCUCGUGCCCCGUCUGUACCGCUACCAGUUUGACCCCAACCUUAGCAUUCGCCAGGCCAUGACCAGCAUCUGGGAUGCCUUGGUCACUGAUAAGACCCUGGUGGAUAAGUAUCUUAAGGAGAUCCUGCAGGAUGUCAUUUCCAACUUGACCAGUAACACCUGGAGAGUGCGUGAGUCCAGCUGCCUGGCUCUGAAUGACCUGAUUCGUGGCCGCCAAGCUGAUGACCUCAUUGAUCACCUGGCAGAAAUAUGGGAGACACUCUUCAGAGUCCUUGAUGACAUCAAGGAAUCUGUGAGGAAAGCUGCAGACCUGACACUGAAGACGCUCAGUAAGGUGUGUACUCGAAUGUGCGAGUCUACAGGCUCUGCAGCCCAGAGAACUGUGGCGGUGAUGUUACCAACCCUGCUGGAAAAAGGCAUCGUUAGCAAUGUAUCAGAGGUCCGCGCACUAAGUAUCCAGACCCUGGUGAAGAUCAGUAAGACAGCCGGGGCCAGAUUAAAGCCUCAUGCUUCCCGGUUGAUCCCAGCCCUGCUGGAGGCCCUCAGCACCCUGGAGCCUCAGGUCCUCAACUACCUCAGUCUCAGAGCCACAGAGCAGGAAAAGAGUGCCAUGGAUGCCGCCAGGCUGAGUGCUGCCAAGUCCUCUCCAAUGAUGGAGACCAUUAACAUGUGUCUGCAGCACCUCGAUGUUUCUGUGCUGGGCGAGCUGGUUCCCAGACUCUGUGAGCUGCUCAAGAGUGGAGUUGGCUUGGGCACCAAGGGUGGCUGUGCUAGUGUAAUUGUUUCACUCACAGUGCAGUGCCCCCAGGACCUCACCCCAUACUCAGGUAAACUGAUGAGUGCCCUGUUGAGCGGUAUCCAUGACAGAAGCACCGUAGUACAGAAACAAUUUGCCUUUGCUUUGGGACACCUAGUCAGGACAGCAAAAGACAGCAGUGUAGAGAAACUACUACUGAAGCUCAACAGCUGGUACCUGGAGAAAGAAGAACUUGUGUACAAGUCGUCAUGUGCGCUGACUGUGCACGCCAUCAGCCACUACAGUCCUGAUGUGCUGAAGAGCCAUGCAGGAGUGGCUCUGCCGCUGGCCUUCCUGGGCAUGCAUCAGGCGGCAGGUCCGGAUGAGGAGAAAGGGGAGGGCCACGAUGCCACGCUGUGGGCCGAGGUGUGGCAGGAGAACGUCCCAGGAAGCUUUGGAGGCAUCAGACUCUACAUGACAGAGCUGAUCGCUAUCACGCAGAAGGCACUGCAGUCCCAGUCCUGGAAGAUGAAGGCUCAGGGUGCAGCUGCCAUGGCAACCGUUGCCAAGGAACAGACGGGCUCAUUGGUGGCACCACACCUUGGCAUGGUGCUAACGGCUUUAAUGCAGGGACUGUCUGGACGCACAUGGGCUGGCAAGGAGGAGCUAUUGAAAGCCAUUGGAUCAGUAGUCUCCAAAUGCAGCACCGAGCUGCAGAAGCCUUGCGCAGGCCAACCCACCAUCUCUGAGGUGCUGGAGGUUGUGUUGAAGGAAUGUCGUAAGGAGAGUCUGGUGUACAAAAUGGCUGCUCUGCGCUGUGCUGGAGACGUGCUUCAAAGCAGCAAGGAGGACCGUUUCAGGGACAUGGCUGAGAUCCUUUUACCUCUGAUCAAGAAGAGCUGCCCAGAGAGUGGUGCUGCGUCACCUAGGUCACGGGAGGAGGAUGAUGAUAGAGAUGUGAAGGAGAAAGAGCUGCAGACAGAAGCGCUGCUCUGUGCUUUUGAGACUCUUGGAAAGGCUUGGCCCAGAAACCCACAGACUCAGGCUUGUUUCCAGGUGGAGGUGUGCAAUCUGAUGUGUGAGAAGCUCAAGCUCAGCACCUGGAAAGUCCAGCUCGGUGUUCUUCAGUCCAUGAAGGCAUACUUCAAAGGGUUAUUGCUGCUAGAGAAAGGCAAUAAAGACUUGAACGCAUUGUCGCAGAUCCUCACAGAGACCUGCGCUGCUCUCACUUACCCUUUAGAAAACAAAAGUUACUCCUCCGUGAGGACAGAGGCCUUGUCAGUUGUGGAUCUGAUCGUAAAGAGAACUGGAGAGAGUGAACAGUGGGACUGUGUGUCUGUGAAGAGCCGGGAGCAGCUUCAGCGCUCCCUGUCAACGCUGCAGUCCGACAGCAGACCUGACCUGAAGGAUAAGGCUCAGGAGCUGCGCAGACACAUACAGAGCCAACCCUGAGCACACACACACGCACACACGCACACACACGCGCGCACACACACGCGCGCGCACACACCACACAC
Morone saxatilis (striped sea-bass) is the source of this 5606-nucleotide messenger RNA. RefSeq names its product Ecm29 proteasome adaptor and scaffold (gene ecpas). Lineage: Eukaryota; Metazoa; Chordata; Actinopteri; Moronidae. Gene Ontology annotation, biological process: proteasome assembly. The record is from RefSeq and is a predicted model, not a curated record. Bases 1 to 5541 code for a protein of 1846 amino acids. The transcript has 49 exons. Gene Ontology annotation, molecular function: molecular adaptor activity. Gene Ontology annotation, cellular component: cytoplasm; nucleus.